Mucor velutinosus is the source of this 1947-nucleotide messenger RNA. RefSeq lists its product as uncharacterized. Gene Ontology annotation, molecular function: protein binding; ubiquitin protein ligase activity. The transcript is spliced from 11 exons. The coding region runs from base 1 to 1947 and encodes 648 amino acids. NCBI's taxonomy places the organism in Eukaryota, Fungi, Mucoromycota, Mucoromycetes, Mucorales, Mucoraceae. The record is from RefSeq and is a predicted model, not a curated record.
AUGUCCUCUGAUAGCGGCAAUGAAGAAGAAACUGACAGAGCCGGUAACCAACAAAAUCGCUGGCCCUCCAUUAUAUCAUCACUACUCAACAGUUCGCGUCCACAAAACGACAAGUCAGAAGAAGACGAAGAAGCAACGGCAGGAAAGAUAGAUGAAGAGCUUUCAUGUCCAAUAUGUCAAGAUUUGAUGAGAGAAGUGUAUGUCACCCACUGUGGCCACUCCUUUUGCCAUGAAUGCUUGACACUUCACUUGGAAAACGCAUCAGACUGUCCGAUAUGCCGCGCCCCACUAAGCAGAACCACUAUAUACCCAAAUUUUCAAUUGAAUAAGCUUGCAUCGUUUCGCAUUCGAUCCAUCAGAGAAAAGCAGCCAGUAAACCAGCAUUUGAAUCCAAUUGAGAGGCUCAUCAUUGAAAGCAAAAAGAGCAACGAGUCUAUAGCCAGGACGUUAGCCAAUGCACUCUCGUAUCAUGAUUUGAUUUCGGUUUUUGAGACAGCCAUUACACAAAGACAGCAGAUAGAAAAGGACGAAUCCAAGAUCAAGCAAGAGCUGCUCAAGGCAUUUUUAGAGAAAUUGGAGCAAAGGAACAAAGAUACUGUGCGUCGUCUGGAAACCGAGAACACAAGCAUACUAGCAGAUCUAAAGUCGAUAGAGCAAGAAAAAGAAGAUACGUCAACGCCGCCGAGAAAGAGAAAGAUAUCUCAAUUACUCAAUUCAGAUGAUAAUUCUGUCAACAGAAAUGAUAUAGGAUACACAGGAAGAGGAAGCAGCAGUGACGCAUACAGUGAGGAUGCAAUAGACGAUCGAGUCAAGGUGGAGCCUCUACUGAGUGCAGUGCAUGAUGAGGAGCAGUUACCAGUACAACGUCGUUUGAAUGAGAGAUUCAAUGAUCUGCGCAACAUGUAUCACAAACUUGUGUCGCCCAAUGACUAUAUCAAUAAGCGAAGAAAAGUCUUGAAUGACUUCUCGAUAUCCAUAUACGAACUGACGCGCUAUGAUCAAUUUGAAGAAGUAGACACCAUCGAUUACACUGACAGCUCGCGACAAGGCAGCUCCAUUGUCUCCACCAUUGGCUUUGACCGUGAUCAAGAGUUCUUUGCCGUGGGAGGUGUCAGCAAGGAGAUCAAGGUAUUUGAUUUCAACAUGAUGGGCUAUGCAAGAACGGGCCACUGUCCCUUACGUGUGCUGGGAUGCAGUAACAAGAUCAGUUGUCUCUCAUGGUCGCCCUAUGUCAAAUCGCAGUUGGCGUCGUCAGAUUAUGAAGGGCUCAUUGACAUUUGGGAUAGCUCCAAUGGACGCAAGGUACAAACAUUUACUGAGCAUAAGAAACGUGCCUGGAGCGUGAACUACUGUGAAACAAAUCCCACCAUUUUGGCAAGUGGCAGUGACGAUAGUACAGUCAAGGUAUGGUCAUUAUCCCACAACAAGGCGGUUCACACGUUGGAGCAAAAGGGGAAUGUAUGUUGCGCCAAAUUUGCACCAAACAAUAGCUACUAUUUGGCUGUGGGCAGCGCAGAUCACCACAUCUCUUGUUAUGACUUGAGAUUUCCAAAUCAUCCAAUGAGUCAAUACGUUGGUCAUAAGAAGGCGGUAUCCUAUGUGAAAUGGUUGAGUGAUAGCGAUAUAAUAUCAGCAUCAACAGACAGUACACUGAAGCUUUGGGAUCGAGAGUCUAGAAAAUGCCUCCGCAGUUUCGAGGGACAUCAAAAUGAAAAAAACUUUGUUGGUCUAAGCACAGAUGGAGACUGGAUCUCAUGUGGCAGUGAGUGCAACACGGUGUUUGCGUAUCACAAAAAUGCAACCAAACCCAUUGCAACAUACACAUUUCCAAGCAAUGAGGGUGAAGAUGAAAGCAUAUUCGUCAGUUCAGUUUGCUGGAAAAAAGAUACCAAAAAAUUAGUAGCGGCCAACAGCAAAGGCAUGAUCAAGGUGCUUUCUCUGAAAUGA